Messenger RNA from Sander lucioperca (pikeperch), 2062 nucleotides. Its product is annotated as plexin A3-like. Gene Ontology annotation, molecular function: protein binding; semaphorin receptor activity. The transcript has 7 exons. Gene Ontology annotation, biological process: regulation of cell shape; negative regulation of cell adhesion; regulation of cell migration. Gene Ontology annotation, cellular component: semaphorin receptor complex. Bases 407 to 2062 code for a protein of 551 amino acids. Lineage: Eukaryota; Metazoa; Chordata; Actinopteri; Perciformes; Percidae. The record is from RefSeq and is a predicted model, not a curated record.
AGCCGAGCCAAGCCGAGGCAGGCUGUGUGUGAAUGGGGGAGACAAGCCGCGCCGCUCCGCUCUCACAUCUCUCUUCUCUGGAUUAUUAUUUCACUUUUUCUUUAACGCGGGACAUUUUUAACUGCCUGGACUCCCCUGUGCUGCCACCAACUGACGUCCGCUCACUCAGGUUUUUAAUGUGAGGAGGGAGAACGAGAAGAAGCAGCAGCGGCAACGGCAACUGCAGCAGCGCGUGGGACUGUGGAUUUAACGGUUAAAUAACUGACUGUGGACUUUUCUGCGCGUUUCCCCUUCAGCCAUGCCCCAGUGAAGCUGACUCUUCAUCAGACCUGCAGCCAGCUCUUCUCUCCUCCUCCCCUCCUCUCCUUCUCCAUCCCUCCAUCCUCUCCUCCUCUCUCUGUCCACCAUGCUCCCCUCCUCCUCCUCUUCCUCUCCUCUCCUCCUCUCCCUCCUCCUCUCCCUCCUCCUCCUCUCCUCCCCCCUCCUGUCUGCCCCGGCUCUCCCCCUCCCUCCCUCCGCUGCGUCGGGCAGGGUGGUGUACCGGGCGUUCGACACCUCCCUCACCCACCUCACCGUCCACCAGAGGACCGGCGAGGUCUUCGUUGGCGCCGUCAACCGCGUGCUGAAGCUAUCGGCCAAUCUGACGGAGCUGAGGAGUCACAUGACCGGACCGGUGGAGGACAACGCCAAGUGUUACCCUCCGCCCAGUGUCAGGGCCUGCGCUCACCGACUGAAUUCGUCCGAUAAUGUGAAUAAGCUCUUACUGGUGGAUUAUACUGGGAACAGACUGGUGGCGUGCGGCUCCAUCUGGCAGGGCGUCUGCCAGUUCCUCAGACUGGAGGAUCUCUUCAAGCUGGGGGAGCCGCAUCACCGCAAAGAGCACUACCUGUCUGGAGCCAGAGAGGCUGAUGGGAUGGCAGGCGUGGUCGUUGGCGAGGACGACUGGUCGGCCGACCCGAAGAGGAAGAAGCCGGCGAAGGGCGGGAGCCGCCUCUUCAUCGGCGCCGCCAUCGACGGGAAGUCGGAGUACUUCCCCACGCUGUCCAGCAGGAAGCUGGUGGCGGACGAGGAGAGCGUCAACAUGUUUUCGCUGGUCUACCAGGACGAGUUCGUCUCCUCGCAGAUCAAGAUCCCGUCUGACACGCUGUCCCUCUACCCGGCCUUCGACAUCUACUACGUCUACGGCUUCUCCAGCCGCAGCUACGUGUACUUCCUCACGCUACAGCUCGACACGCAGCUGACGCAGAUGGACGCCGGCGGCGAGAAGUUCUUCACGUCGAAGAUCGUGCGGAUGUGCUCCAACGACACGGAGUUCUACUCGUACGUGGAGUUCCCGCUGGGCUGCACCAAGGACGGCGUGGAGUACCGGCUGGUGCAGGCCGCCUACAGACAGAAACCGGGGCGGCGGCUGGCCCAGGCGCUCGGCCUGUCGGAGGACGACGACGUCCUAUUCGUCGUCUUCUCACAGGGCCAGAAGAAUCGCUCCAACCCUCCCCGAGAGACCGUCCUCUGUCUGUUCACGCUGCACGACAUCAACCUGGCCAUGAGAGAGAGGAUCCGCUCCUGUUACCGCGGCGAGGGACGACUCUCGUUGCCCUGGUUACUCAACAAGGAGCUGCCCUGCAUCCACACACCGAAGCAGAUCGGAGAUGAUUUCUGCGGCCUGGUGUUGAACCAGCCACUCGGAGGCCUGAGGGUCAUCGAGGGAAACCCGCUGUACGAGGACCGCACCGAGGGCAUGGGCGCCGUCGCUGCCUACACCUACGGAGAACACACCGUGGUGUUCGUGGGAACCCGCAGCGGGCAGCUGAAGAAGAGACCACUCAGACUGCCGGCUGCCGUUUGGACGGUGUCCCACUUAGCAGCCCAGAGUGUCGGUUUCCUGUCUCCUUCGGUGUCGCUCAAAGACCGCGGGACAACCCCGGUCCUCUCCAGCUCUCAGCCCGAGCUGCAGAAAGCUUUCACUAACACUUCCUCUGACACUGACAAACAGGACAGGAAGCAGCUGGAGGGGGAACAUUUUCAGUCUGGAUCUGAACGAGUUAAAGGGCGCUUUCACUAG